GAAUUAAUUCAGUAAAAUACGAUAACUUCUUUCUCAUGGUUUAAUGUUACGAGAAAUAAUUAUACUGUAAUGAACUUAUGGCCACACUGUACACAGGCAAUAUGGCUAUGAACAUGAUGAAUGGUAUGUAUUUGGAGUUGGAGUAAACCACGUGCCAGCGUACCUUUACUAAAUAAAAAAAAUAAAAACAAUUAAUAUAAAUUGUUUGGUGAUGUCUAGAUCAAAGGAAUCGUAUCCAAGUAUUAUGUUCUUUAAAUUGUGAAAUUUGAUAUUCUUAGAGACAAUCAGGAUUUUUUUUUGUUCUUUUCUUUGCUGUUUCGCACAAAAAUACCAGACCCAUUCCAAGUUCGCCUUUCUGGUGGAUUAAACGAUGCUGAAGGGAUAGUAGAGGUACUACAUGACGGAUCCUGGGGAACUAUCUGCGAUUAUGAAUGGGAUCUACGAGACGCCAGGGUGGUUUGUAGGAUGCUUGGGUUUGAUGGAGCCUUGGAAGCCCUGAGAUCUGCAAGGUUCGGCCAGGGUUCUGGUCCUAUUCAUCUCCUUUUUGUCGAGUGUGAUGGAACAGAAGACAACCUAGCCGACUGUUCUCAAGUUGGGAUUGGUCGUUUCUCAUGUAGCCAGUCAAGGAAUGCGGGAGCCAUUUGUUUUUCUAGAGUUUCUAAUGGUAGUUCUGAAUUCGAGACUAACCUAUCAAAUAAAGUUCAUGGCGAUCAUUUCCUGUGGCUCGUAAUAUGCAUUCUUGUCCUGAGUUCCAUGGGUUUAGCAGCCUUUCUAUCUUGCCUAUAUCAAAGGCGGACGAAACUUAGAGCGAGGAGUUCUGAUACUAUUACAUACAUGGAUUUGAUGCAUUCUAGAACCGUGGGCCAUCAGGACUUGAACUCAACCUAUCAAGAUUUGAGUUCUCCGCCGAACUUACCACAACAUUCGUCGGCCGAUGUGUCAGUAUUUUGUAAAUCACAGAUAGCCUCAACAGAAGGUGAAGAUACGACCAACGUCAGCCAUGAAUACACGGAUCUAAAUACCAUUUUGGAAAAACAAACAAUUUCUAAAGAUUCAGAGAGAAAAGUUUAUAUGGAGACAAGGAAAAAAUCAGGAGAAGCGUAUUAUGAAAAUCGAAUAAGUGUAGAAAGAAAAACAGAUAAUAGUACACAGGAUGCGGUUAAACAAUAUAUGGACAUGAGGCCAAUCGCAGAUACUCCAGACACAGGGUUUGACGAUUAUCUUCUAGCAACCCCUGCAAGCAUGUCUAAGUCAUGUGUGCACUUAUCAGAAGGAACACAUAUCUCUGAUGUGGCAAGGAAUGGCAACGGCACUGUUCAGUAUAAAGGUAAUAAGUACAUGGACAUGAAUAUUGUGUAUCAAACGCCAGCAUCUGGUUCAGACUUAGAUGUUGAUGGUUACCUUCUCCACGAUAUAACGUCAGCGAGCACUGAUCAUGAUAUUGAUAAACAUCUUCUUCGAAGCCUUACAUCUGCCCAAAAUAAAGUGAUUUUGAAUAACAACGCAGUAUCAACAGGUUUUGCAACAGCAGAAGUGAAGUAG
Messenger RNA from Lytechinus variegatus (green sea urchin), 1542 nucleotides. RefSeq lists its product as uncharacterized. Gene Ontology annotation, molecular function: protein-lysine 6-oxidase activity. Bases 466 to 1542 code for a protein of 358 amino acids. Gene Ontology annotation, cellular component: membrane. Lineage: Eukaryota; Metazoa; Echinodermata; Echinoidea; Temnopleuroida; Toxopneustidae. Gene Ontology annotation, biological process: peptidyl-lysine oxidation. The transcript has 2 exons. The record is from RefSeq and is a predicted model, not a curated record.